GGAUCCGGUCUCUGCCACAGCCAGCGUUGGCUGUGGCGAUGUCAACCAGAUGUUUUCAGCAAGGGAGCCCAGCGGAGCAUCGAAGGACGGGAGGAGAAUAAGUGGGGAGCCGGCAACGGGAAGCAGGACUAGUUUUGGGGGACCCCAACGGAUGCAUGAAAGUGAACCCCUGCAAGUGCCUGAUGAAGGACGGCUCGGGGGUCGUCAAUCUGGCUGCGUUAGGAGACAUGGAGGGUUUUCUGAUACGGGACAGGAAGGUGCAACGUGAAGUGGAAGGGAAAAGAAUAGAACAGUCGGUGACCUUCAGCCCGUGCCACCCUUUCACCGAACCCAUGGCGCUUCUGAACUGCUCCCAUGUGGCGGUGUGUGUCGUGUCCAGAGAUCUAGAGGCGAAAGGAAGUGCCCCCCAGUACACGGGAUUCGGGAAGCAUGACGGCAAUGAGUUCAUUUACAGCAACGAGAGCAAAAUGUUGUCGGUCACAUACAGAGCUUCACAGGAGAGUCCAUUGAGAGCAGUCGUUCACUUUAACUGCAGCCCGGUCUCUUCGAUCAGCUUCCCCCUGAUGGAGGACAUUACUGAGGUCCUAGAGAUCUCUGUGGAGAGUCCAUGUGCUUGUCCCAGCAGCUGCCAGGCUGAAGACGUGGGCCCAGGGAACAUCAUCCUCAUCAUGUUUGCGGGGUCACUAACGGCGUACUUCCUGUUUGGUGCUUCUUCCCUGCGCUCCAUGCAGACAACAGAAGGAAGUUCUGUCACCCCUGAACCUCGUAUCUGGUGCGGGAUCUGCUGCUGUUUCAGGAAAAAUCGGGAAACCAUCUUGACAGACAAUUGUCAUGAAGACGACUCCAUAGAUUAUUUCAACGUAUAGACUAGAUUCCAAAUGACAAGCGCAGAAGAAAGUUGUACAUGGCAGCUGCAAUACCAGACACAGCCUAAUGAUCAAAGGGGCGCUG
Bufo bufo (common toad) is the source of this 951-nucleotide messenger RNA. RefSeq lists its product as uncharacterized. The transcript is spliced from 5 exons. NCBI's taxonomy places the organism in Eukaryota, Metazoa, Chordata, Amphibia, Anura, Bufonidae. The coding region runs from base 156 to 866 and encodes 236 amino acids. The record is from RefSeq and is a predicted model, not a curated record. Gene Ontology annotation, cellular component: trans-Golgi network.